Messenger RNA from Epinephelus fuscoguttatus (brown-marbled grouper), 5053 nucleotides. It is a transcript of the gene acin1b, whose product is annotated as apoptotic chromatin condensation inducer 1b. The record is from RefSeq and is a predicted model, not a curated record. NCBI's taxonomy places the organism in Eukaryota, Metazoa, Chordata, Actinopteri, Perciformes, Serranidae. The transcript is spliced from 17 exons. Gene Ontology annotation, molecular function: nucleic acid binding. Bases 34 to 3879 code for a protein of 1281 amino acids.
CUUGUUGGAGUUUAGACAAGCGGAGGGAGCAAAAUGGCGGACGAAGAUAUUACGCUUGAUGGAAAACCUCUACAAUCGCUCCGUGUCGCGGAUUUGAAAGCCGCCCUGGAGCAAAGAAACCUCCCGAAGAGCGGGCAGAAAAACACGCUCAUGAAGCGACUGAAAGGGGCUCUGAUGCUGGAAAAUCUUCAGAAGUCAUCCUCCUCUCACAGUGGGCUGCAGCCCAACUCACAGAUAGGUGAGGAAAUGAGCCAGAACAGCUUCAUAAAACAGUACCUGGCUAAACAGCAGGAGCUCCUUCGUCAGAGACUGGAACGAGAAGCCCAGCAAGAGGAAGAGUCAGACGAAAGCCCAGCAGUGCCGGAGGAGGACGACGAUCACUCAGAGGACAAUGACAGCUCUUCCUAUGUCUCUGACAAGAUGCCUUGCCCUAUACCUCCCAAACCCUCCAUGACCAGGGUGGAGGAUAGAGGAGGAGGAGAUGCAAUGGUGGCUCAUGGGAUGAUGGCACGCAGCCCUGACAUGGGCCCCGGUCCCACCCUUCACCCCCAGGAGUCCCUUGAGGCUCCAGGAGCUCGGAUGCAGCGAGCCACCUUUCACCAAGGCCACAAGGAGCCACCAGCCCCCUCUCCUCCCCGCGCCGUAGCCUCCCUGUCAGUGCGCGUCCUGGGCCAGCCUGACCGCCAGGGGCUACCCCCUGCCGUGUCCCGAGCUCAGGAGAAGGAGGGCACCGCACCGAGCGAACCAGGGUCUGCACAUUCUGUCCUCCACCUGAGCCGAUCUGCUGGGGCCUCAGCGGGAGCUCAGGUCCAUGAGGACAGUGAUGACGAUGACGACGGUGAUGAUGAGAGCGAGGAUGAUGAGGACUGGGGGCCUGGUCCUGGCGGGGUACGGAGGGGCAACAGAGCACCACCCCAGCCACAGCAGAUGCCUCCCAGUGUCCCAUUAACAGCUGCCAGAUCCAAACGCAAGCUGCAGCCUCCACAGCACAUCCCGCCACCACAGGUACACCACACACCAAUGCAGCUGCGCCACCCCACUCCUCCUCCUUCUCCACCCCCUGACCUGUUCCCCCUACCUGACACACCCAAACAGAGUCCACCAGACACAGACGAGCAGGAGGGGGAGGGCCCCGAGGCAUCUCGUGGCCCGAGGGUGCCUUUCCCACUUUCCAGUAUGCAGAGGCAAGACUCUGACUCAAGCUCUCGUUCCAGCAGUCCCGAGCCCCCUGUGAAGCGCAGGCCAGGGCCCCUCUCUCUGCUCGUACACAAGAUGGAGUCAGAGGGGGCUUUCCGUGCAGCAGAGGCCACCUCUGCUGUGGAUAUGUUGGGAGAGACAGCACACUCCACUGCUGUGUGUGCCAGUUCUAGUGAAUCUCCACUGCAAAGACUGGAGAGGAAGAGGCUGCAAGAGAACCGAGAGAUGGAGGAAGAAAGGCGGCUGAAGGAGGAGAAAGAGAGAGAACAACAGAGGCAGGAGAGAGAGAAGAAGAAGCUUCAAGAACAGGAGAGAGAGAGAAAGCGCUUGGAGGAAGAGAAGGAAAAGGAGAGGAAACGACUGGAAGAGGAGGAGAAGCAGCGUCAGAAAGAGGAGCAAGAAAAAGAGAGAAAACGCCAGGAACAGGAAAAAGAAAAGGAGAGAAAACGCCAGGAACAGGAAAAAGAAAAGGAGAGAAAACACCUGGAAGAAGAAAAAGUAAAAGAGAGAAAACGCCUGGAAGAAGAAAAAUUAAAGGAGAGAAAACGCCAGGAAGAGGAAGAAGAAAAAGAGAGAAAACGCCAGGAUGAGGAGAGGAGACGAGAGGAGAAACAGCUGAAGGAGAAGGACAAGAGACAGGAGGCCGCCAACAAAGGCAGGGUGGCUGUAACUGAGGCCCAAGACUCAGGUUCCUCAUCAGACUCUGACUCCAAAUCAGACUCCUCUUCACACUCAUCACAAUCCUCCUCCUCCUCCUCCUCCUCUGGAGAUAAAACCAGCCCUGCGAGGCAGCUGAAGAAGGCAGACCAAGGACGAGAAGCAGAGGAUGAGAAAAAGACUAACCUGGGUAAAGGGGCAGAGAAACGAUACCUUCCAAAAAGGGAGGUGUCGGAGCCCAGUGCAGCCGCUGUGACAGAGGUGGAACCAGACUCAGAGAGCUCCGUGGCCCAGCAGCCGCCCUCCGGCGCUGAGCCAGAGAACAGCGAGGGCCGCCUGGAGGAGAGCACCACUCCUAAGGCUUUCGCUGCUCGCAAGAUAUCCUUGACCAGCAGCAAGACGUCUCCAGCCACCACAGAUGGAGGAGCAGGUGAGCCCGAAACAGGAACUGCAGCAGGGAGGAAGAGGCGGUGGGGCUCCAGCACAGCUGUCACUGCUAAGAAACCAUCCAUCAGCAUCACCACUGACUCACUGAAGUCGUUGAUCCCAGACAUCAAAGUGAACCAGGAGGCAGUGGUCGAGCUGCACCCAGAGGAGCUGCAAAUGUCCGGAGACGAGGAGAGCCUGGACGCCAACCGGGGCGACCAGGACAAAGGCCUCAAGAUCCGACGUACCGUAACACAGGUUGUCCCAGGUGACAGCCAGGAAAACGGACAAACGAAUGAAGAGGAGGAGGUGGAGAAAACAGAGAAAGAAAAACGACGCAGGACUUCCAGAGACAAAAGGAAGAACAGUGUUUCUGAGGAAGCUUCGGAAGCACAGACAUCUGUCAGCGUCGAUGGAGAGGCAAAGAAAGUUACCCCUAGCGACAGUCUGGUGCGUCGCUCCAUAAGCCAACAGAAGUCUGGCGUGUCCAUCACCAUCGAUGACCCCGUCCGCACAACCAGGCAGCCCUCGCCACCUCACGGCAAAGUCUCAAACAUCAUCCACGUGACCAACCUGGUGCGACCCUUCACACUUGGCCAACUCAAAGAGCUGCUGAACAGGACGGGCAGCGUGGUGGAAGAGGGCUUCUGGAUCGACAAGAUCAAGUCUCACUGCUACGUCACGUACGCUGCGACAGAGGAGGCGGUCGCCACCAGAGCAGCCCUCCACGGGGUUAAAUGGCCUCAGAGCAAUCCCAAGGUCCUCAACGUCGACUUCUGUGAGCAGGAGGAGCUGGACAUUCACAAAGGCAUCUUGAAGCCAGACAAGGAGGAGGACCGUGCUGCUCCCCAGCAGCCAGGUGGUCCUCAGAACCGGCUGCCCCCUCUGAUGCCGGAGCGAGACAGGGACAGAGAAAGAGACCGCGACAGAGACAGGGACAGGGAGCGCGAACGAGACCGGGAACGGGACCGAGGCGUGGCAGGAGUGAGGGACCUGUGGGCGGAGCGGGAGAGGGAGAUGCAGCGGCGGGAACGGGCCCGCGGCGAGCGGGAAUGGGACCGGGAUAAAGUGCGGGAAUUCGCACGGCCGGGAGAGGACGGACAGCGGUCUCGAUCCAGAGAUAGAGAGCGGAGGAGGAGGGAGAGGGCCAAGAGCAAGGAGAGGAAGACAGACAAGAAAGAGAAAGGAGACGAGCCUCCUGCUAAAUUACUAGACGACUUGUUCCUGAAGACCAAAGCAGCUCCAUGUAUAUACUGGCUUCCCCUCUCUGAGGAGCAGGCGGCGCAGAGGCUUUUGGACCGCACAGAGCGGCAAAAGGAGCGCGAACGAAGGCGCAAGGAGCAGCGAGAAGAGGAGGAAAAGAAGCGGGAGGAGGAGAAGAAAGAGAGGCUGAAGGGUCGGGAGAAAGACAUCAGCAUGACGGCGAGCAGCGGAGCAGCCGGGCGAGGAGCUGACGGAGACAGAGAGAGGGGCCGCGGGCGAGACAGAGAAGGGGACAGGAAGAGGGACGACAGCCACCGGCCCAGACGACCCUCUGUAGGCGCUGGCGGUGGCCGCCGGUCUCUUAGCCGUAGCAACCCCAGGGACAGACGCCGCUGAGGGCCGAGUGGCUGCAGGGAAAGGUAAAGGGAGAGAGGGACGUGGCGUAGCUAGGGACACCGCAGACAGGAAGUCUUGGGAGGGAGAUGCGUUUCUCAAGCCUCAAGUUCAGGACUUGUCUGCUCCUCGCUACCCGCCCCACCGUGCUUUAAUUCGUCCACUUUGACGCCAGCGUUGUCUUCCACACACUUCUGCCAUUUCCCCCCCACCCUCGUCCCCGUCAGUUUACACAGAAAAUGUUAAUGACAUGUUUUGUUAAUGGUAAAACGCCGGUUUGUCUCGCUCCCUCUGUUCUCUCUCUGUCUUCCAGAAGCAAACGUCAGUCCUUUCCCUCCGUAGAGAGCAGCGUUCCUCCUCGUCUCCAUGUAGUGCUGUUAAAGAAAAGAAGCAGAGAGGAUGGUGGUUUUUUUGGCUCGCCUCAGCAUUUUGUCCCGCUGAGGUUUGGGAGCCCGCCUCUUUAUUUUAGUUCUGCGGGUGCACAGUUCCUUCCUCCUCAGAGCCCUGUAAUAAAACCAGUCCAAAAUAGAUGCCUGACCUUCAAAUAUUUUCUAGGAUCAGUUUUAGUGUUCUUCUCUUCAGCACUGAGAUCUUUUUUUUUUCUAAAUAAAACUAAAUCUACAGGCCGUCUUUGUCAAAAUUAGGAUUUUGUUUUGAAAUUUUAUUAUCAUGUUAAUUUUUCAGCCUUGGAGGUUCGGAGUUGUUGUGCGUUCCAGCAGGUGAUGUUUGCGUGCGUAAUAACCUUCAUCUCCCUCUCCCACAAAGAUGCAACUGGUACUGAAGUCUCAACACUGUAACCUAGAAACAUGUGCGAUAGGAAGAGACGUGAUAUGUGUUGUGCUGAUGGAGGAGAUAUGCCCGACUUUGUCUUUAGUGGAUGUUUUUUUGGAGACAAGAAGAGGAGGGUUUAAAAUUGUUGUCAAGUGGUUUAUUCCGUAAUACUUACAGGAAGCUGACCAUCCAUGCACUGAAGUCUCCAUUUGCAAAUCCCUCCUCUGACCCUUCAAUCAUAUAAAUAUAUAUUUAAGAGGAGACUAGAGUAAUGCUUACAAUUUUAAUAUUUUUAAUUUUAUGUUUUUAGUUCAACACAGUUAGAUUUUGUUUCUUUUCUCCCCCUUCCUGCAAGUGCUGAAUGUACCGAGGAUUUAAAAAAUGAAUAAAAUUAAAUUGGUUAUCA